This is a messenger RNA of Eruca vesicaria subsp. sativa (arugula), 1031 nucleotides long. The record is from the annotation of a GenBank genome assembly. NCBI's taxonomy places the organism in Eukaryota, Viridiplantae, Streptophyta, Magnoliopsida, Brassicales, Brassicaceae.
UUUCUCUCUAACUCUUCUCUUCUCUCUAAUUAAUACUCCUCAUAUAAAAAUGGCGUCGAAAGGAAAGAAACCAGUAAGACGAACAACUACAACAAGAAGACAAGGAAUCAAGAACCCAUCUUCUCCAUGUAGUAUCACUAGUGACGUCACUUCAACGUCAUCAUCAACUUCAAUAUCUUCAACUACCACGUCAACGUCGCAGAUUCCAGCCAGCGGAUGCUGUACUCCGAAAUCUAAGAAGUCACGAAUACCGGAGAUGCUGACGUGUCCACCGGCGCCGAAGAAGCAAAGGGUGGCGCAAAACUUUGCUUUGAGGAGGAGACAAAACUCUUUCUUUGCUCCUCCAGAUGUAGAGCUUUUCUUUCUUUUCGCUCAUGGUCAACAAAUCAAUAAAUAACUUAAGUUUUUUUGUUAGGGUUUUGUGGUUGUUCUCCUGGUAUGAUCAAUCUCAAGCUUAUGGUUUGGUUCAAAUACAAUAAUUGAAGGUAUAUUACAGAGAGUGUAGUGUGAAAUACUUUUUGCUUCUUUUCUUCUUGACUUUUUUAUUUUUUUGGAAAAAUUUUCUUCUUGACUUGCUUUUUUCUCUCUUUGGUAUUUUUAGGUUCUGAUCAUUUUGAAUUUGGGGUAUAGGUUAUAACUAAUCGAACACCCUAUAUAUCUCUUUUUAAUUAGUUAUUUUGUAACUUUUAAAUUAUGUUUUUUUUUGUAACUUUUAAAUUAUGUUUUCUGUAAUGGAAUGAUGCUUGCUAACAUUUCGGGAUUGUUAGCUUUGCAGUUUUGUUUGAAUUUUGGUUUGAGUCCAUUACGAGCUGGGUUGUUGUUUUACAUACUUUACUGGUUUUAGCUACGCAUCAAUUUAUCCGUAAUCUCUUCAACAACGUUCUUGAUAUCUAUAUCCUUUCUAUUGGAUAUUUGAAAAAGGCAUGACUUGAUACUGUUUUUAUCCGAGUGAUAGCUCAAAUUUAAAUCUUUUGAUCAGAGUUCAAAAUAUGUUAUACCUUCGAUAGAAAAGGAAAAAAAAGUUUAUUACA